AUGUCUAAAAACCGGAGUGAUAUUUGGCUACAUUUCGAAGCUUCUGCCGAUGAUAGCAAAAAAGCGAAAUGCAACUACUGCAAUCAGACUUUAUCGAUAUCUGGUGGAUCUGUAGGAAAUUUGAGUCGGCACAUGCAAAGACUGCAUUGCACAAUUCCUAUCAAAAGAUCGGUGACGAACGUGGUUGAUGUACCUCCUACUCCAACAGACCUGAAUUCUGAAGAAUCAAAUCCAGCCAAGAGGAUGAGAGUUGAACCAAGUACAAGUGGAGCUAGCACUGGAAGUAGUGUAAUUAGAACGGAACCUCUGCAAACAAGUAUCUCCACGUUUUUCAGAAGCACGAAACCCGCUCCAAUCUCCAAGUGCAAAGAACUAGAUACUCAGCUAUUGAAAAUGAUUGUUAAGCGGUAUUACCCAUUUUCAAUAGUCGAGGAUCCGGAAUUCUUUAAGCUGAUGCAUAUAGCAAUCCCUGGUUACAAAGUACCGUGUAGGAAAACCUUAAGUCAAGGUUUGAUGCAGCAAACAUACGAUCGAACCAGGAGGAAAAUUCAAGAAGAAUUAAAUUCUGUGGAGUAUGUCAGUGUAACAACAGAUUCUUGGACAUCAAUUAAUAAUGAAAAUUGCACGGCCAUAACAGUGCAUUAUUUAUUAGAACAUGAUCAAUCACUUAGGUUAAAAUCUCAUUUGAUUGAUUGUUUUUCAUUCAACAAGAAACAUACAGCUGACAACUUAGCAGCAAUAUUACAAUCCAAAUUCGAAGAAUUCGAAAUUUCAAAUAAAAUUGUUUGUAUUGUGAGUGACAAUGCCGCAAAUAUUCUUGCAGCGGUAAGAAAAGGCAACUGGAAAUCCAAAGGAUGUUUUGCACAUUCAUUAAACUUAUUGGUGCAAAAUGGACUGGAAGAGAUUUCCGGUUUACUGAAUAAAAUUAAGGCCAUAGUGACCUUUUUCAAGCACAGUUCAUCAGCAAUGGCCAAACUAAAGCAAAUUGAAAAACAAAUGGGAAUGGAUGAACUCAAAUUGAAGCAGGAUGUCAUAACCCGGUGGAAUUCCACUUUCGAAAUAAUUCAGAGAGCAGUUUUGAUAAAAGAUGCUCUCAUUUCGACAUUGGCAUUGGAACAGCCUGAUUUAAAUAACAUAUCAUCAGCUGAAUGGGUCAUUUUGGAAAAAUUAGUGGAUUUGUUGGAAAUUUUCAAGGACAUAACAGAAGAAAUAAGCGCAGAAAAGAAUGUAACAAUUUCAAAAAUUUUAGUUCUUGUGUUUGCAAUUUAUCAACACAUACAAACUCAUUAUAACGCGAAGGACAUAGAGCCAGAACUGAAAGCCGUCCUACAGGUUUUCCGGGACAAUUUUUUCAGAAGAUUCGGCAAUGUUGAAGAUGUCGAUAUAUUGACCGAGUCAACAGUGCUUGACCCGCGAUUUAAAAAAUUCGCAUUCAAGGAUGAACGCAAAUUUAACAAAACGGUGUCAGCACUGCGUAACAAGCUGACAGCAUUGCAUAAUAUUAUGGUUCCUCCACCUCCUGAAGAUCAAUCAGCUGAAAAAAAUACCGAUCAAGAGCCUCAAAAACCACCGACAAAAUUGCCAAUGUUUUGGUCCAAUUUCGACAAAAAUAAAGAUAGUUUAGUACAAAAAAAAAAUCAUUCCGCCGCUGCAAUAAUAGAGUUGGACCGCUAUUUGAGUGAGCCUCCUAUUAGUCGACACGAAAAUCCAUUGGAGUGGUGGUAUGAAAGGAGACAUGUUUACCCAACAGUUUAUAAAUUCGUAAGAAAAAGACUUUGA
Molecule: messenger RNA, 1779 nt
Organism: Coccinella septempunctata (seven-spotted ladybird)
Lineage: Eukaryota; Metazoa; Arthropoda; Insecta; Coleoptera; Coccinellidae
Product: E3 SUMO-protein ligase ZBED1-like
Exons: 2
Coding region: 1-1779 (592 amino acids)
Molecular function (GO): DNA binding; protein dimerization activity
Source: RefSeq, a predicted model, not a curated record